Penicillium canariense is the source of this 537-nucleotide messenger RNA. RefSeq lists its product as uncharacterized. The coding region runs from base 1 to 537 and encodes 178 amino acids. Lineage: Eukaryota; Fungi; Ascomycota; Eurotiomycetes; Eurotiales; Aspergillaceae. The transcript is spliced from 3 exons. The record is from RefSeq and is a predicted model, not a curated record.
AUGGCGGACGGACUCAACCAGGCCCGCGCUGUGCGAGUGGCCGAGCUCAUCAAUGAUUACCGGACUCUGUUGCUGCACAUCUCCCACCAACAAGUCGACGCAAUCCCCGAGGACUACUACGAAGAAGGCUUCGUGGUGCUUCGAGAAUGCCACGCCGCCGCCCAACGCCUCCUCAGCGCCAACUAUCAGCCAUGCCCAGUGACCGGACGGGGGAAUGCGGAGACCGAGAAAGCAGAGCUACAACGAGUCAUCAUCGACAGCAGCACGCGCCGAUUCCAAGCACACAAGAUCUACCUCCGGGCCGCCGCCGCACGGCGAUGGGCAAUGACCCGGACGAACAUCCUUCGCGGCCAACGGCCCACCCCCGCGCACGCAGCAGCUCUGAAAGGUGUCCACGCUACGCUACAGCAGGAGUUGGCUCGCGUCACCGACCAGCACGUUGUCGCUGACCUGCGAGCCGCUGACUUGCGAGCAGGUCAUUGGCUUGACGACGAUCCGUCCUUGGAUACGAUGCGGCGCUGGAUCCAAGGGCGGUAA